AUGGAUUCGGAUCGAUCCGGCGGGGAGCGCCAGGUUCGCCCCCCUUCCUGGCGCGUGUCCAUCCAGGAGUUCAUGGUUUUCGCACGGCGCCACGCACCCGCCAAGCCGGGGACUCAUUCGCUGAGCCUUUCCCUGUCCAUGAGGCCCGAGGAGCAGGCGCCCAAGCAGGUGCUGGCCGCGCAGCUGCGCGAGGAGGAGCAGCUCUUUGUGAUCCGCACCUUGGAGACGGCGCUGCAGUGCUACUUCAGCCGGCGAGGCUUGCACUGCCGCAACGGCUGGGAGACCUUUUUCCAGGACUGCGGCGCUGACAGGUGUGGGCGCCUGAGCCUGGAGAAGUUCGCUCAGGGCCUCAGGCAGCGGCUGCUGCCUCUUCCCGGCAUCGAAAGCCAGGAGGACACCGCGCGCCCGGUGGUGAGAGGAGUCAGUCUGGAGGAGUUGAAUACCAUUUGGUCGCUCUUCCAGCACAAGGGCUUGGUCUCCGCCAAGGACUGGGCGCUGGGAACGUACCGCCUGGAGUUGCAGUCCUGGCCGGAGGUGGUGGAGCCAACCUUGCGGAGCACCGUGCGAUCCCUGAAAGCUCGCGCCGACCGGGUGCACCAAAGCCCGGACAACUGGUAUCGGGUCUUCUGCACCGCCACGGGCGACAGCUCCGUGAGCUUCGCGGACCUGAAGUCCGCCAUCCGGCGCGCGCUGCCCGGCCUGGGCCUCUCGCCGCGGGACUUGCCCACCGACAGGCUUCGCAUGCUCUGGCGCGCACUGGACUCGUCCAGGACGGGCUUGGUGAGCCGCGGCAGCUUCAUCGCCGGGCCCUGUAUUGUGCUGGCAGCGGGCUUGACGGACUGCAAGCACGGCGACUGGGACGCAGAUGCCCAGAGCUGCAAGUGUUAUGAAGGUUGGGCCAAGUCCUCAGUGACAGACACGAUGAACUUCCUGUCAGGAGUUUGCGAUCAGUAUCAGUGCUUCAGCGAUGAGAAGUGCGAGAGUCAUUUGGGCUCAGGCACAACCUGCCCCGUGCACGGCUGGAACUGCUACUGCGGCUGGUCAUCUGCAUUGGCCAACGGAGGGCAUGGCUUCGAGACCGAGGGUAAAGGGGGCGGCGCCUGCAUGGGUGUGAUGUUCACCUUCUCAGUUUGGGCGACGCAGAAGUGCGAAGCCUUCAUGGCGUACUCCUGGAAGAUUUUCCUGGCAGCUGCGCUGAUCUGUCUGCCCUUGGGCCGGAAGCGGGUCAUUUGCGACCACCACAUGCCUUCCAUGUGGCGCAGCCUGCGCCUUUCCUCAGAGGUUUGCCACGGGGAGUGCUUGGCCAUGGACCAGUACAGCUACACCAUGUUCAAGGAUGACUUCGCCUGGUCUUUGUACGUCUUGGACCUGGGCCUUUGGGCCUACAUCUUCCUGGGGGUUAUUUGGGCCGUGACGCUCUUCAUUUGGUCCGUGGUGCUGUGGGCCAUGGUGAUCCUGGUCUUCUGUGGAGUGCUGGUGGCCGGAAUCUUCGCGAGCUGCUGUGAGGGCGGCAAUGCGGACUGCGUCGGAUGCAACUGUGCCUGCGACUGCGGAGGCUGCGGUUUCCCGACGGUGCCUUCCGCUGCCCCCGGCAGUAUCGACUUCUUCUACUGGGGUGGCCCCUUGGGCCCCGCUCCCGGUGUGGACUGCAAUUGCUGCAGCGGUUGCAACACCUACACCUGCGGUUCCUGGCGCAGCUGCUGCCUGUGUUGCUGGCCCAUCGCCUGGCUCUUGUUGGUAUUCCCCCGGGCCCCUGAGAACUGCUGGGGCGGUCUGCUGGGGCGCCUCUUCGGCACUCACCCCCUCACGGCCCCGGAGAGGCUCUACCCCGGCGGGAACUGCGUGGUGGAGUUCUUCGGCAUGGCCUGGCGCCGAGGCGCGGAUUUGCACGCGGAUGAGGAGUGGAGGACUCAGGUCUACAACUUCCUGGCAGGUCCGGAGGAGGCGGAAGUGGGGAGAGCCCAGAUGAGCUUGGUGCAGGACGGCGAGCUGCGCCCGGUGAUGCCCUUGGGUCGCAACAGCCACGCCAUCCUCAUCAACCGGCCAUUCGACAAGGUGGGCGACUCUUGUGUCGAAUCCUCCUACAAUGACUACGCCAAGAACCAGUGCUGGAUCUGCCAGGAUGACACGCGCACGGAGUUCGAUCUCUGGCUGGGCUGCCAUCACAUCUUCUGCAGCAAGUGCUCCACGGAGAUGUUGAAGCGCCACAUGCCCUGCCCCUUGUGUCGGGUGGCCUCCACCAGCGUGCUGCGGGGCCAGUCCUGUACCCAGGGAAAGCUUGCCGGAGGAUGUGCUGCCACUUCGGUUGUACGGCGAUGGCGCGGAGGCGCACAGCUUUGCGGGGAACCCCACGCUGCUGUCCCCGAGCAGGGCCAGGACCAUUCCCAAUCCAAAAGGUGCAAAGCUGCUUGCCCCGCCACAGCAAGGCCCCUUGCUGUAGCUCGAUCGCGAGCCCUGCAAGAAUUCGAGUGGCUGUGUGGCAAAACCAUCCGGGCGUGCGGCGUUUUCGUUUUUUGGUAG
This is a messenger RNA of Effrenium voratum, 2520 nucleotides long. The record is from the annotation of a GenBank genome assembly. Lineage: Eukaryota; Dinophyceae; Suessiales; Symbiodiniaceae.